AUGGAGCGACUGACGUCCUCCAAGAGCCUCGGGUUGGCCGGGUGGGGCAACCCGACGCUGCAUCAGAGCGGCUUCACGCUGUUCCUGCGGGUGCACUCGGCCCGUAGCCUGGCGGCGGUGGGGCGCGGCUCGUACUGCAAGAUCUACCUCGGCAACACGGAGCUCGUGAAUGGGUCGGCUCAGGGCGGCGCGUCCUUCAGCAACCUCCUGGCUGCAGACAACGCGCAGCAACAACAGAUUCAGGUAAUGCAACCGACACACCGAGUCUUCCGAACGAAGGUGCUGUAUACCGACCAGAAGUCGUGCCCCGAGUGGAACGAGAAGCUCGAGCUCCACGUGCUGAACCCAGAGACAGAGAUCUUGACUAUUAGAGUCAAGAACCAGUUGAUGCUCUUCUGCCCCGCUAUUGGGGCGUGUGCGAUUCCUCUGGCAAAUGUAACGCUGGGGGAGCCGGCCGAGCAGUGGUUCCCACUGCACAAAAGCGGCAAGCCGGCGGGUCACAUCCGUCUUCAGUUGCUGCUGACUCGGAAGGACCCGACGGUGACUCCCCCUCCUGCAGUGAGCGAGUCGCCUAUGCAGAGGCUUAUCCAGCAACAUUGCCAGCAAGAACGCGAGCGGCGUCAGCAGCUGCAGAGUGACGAUUCCAUGAGACGACGGCAGUUUGAAGAGCAGGAGCGAAUGCAGGCAGAGCUGAGACGACAGAGGGAGGAAGCGGAGGAGAGGGAGCGGAACCGAAUCGAAGACUUGGCCGGGAUGCAAGCCAUACAAGACCAGAUCCAGCGCGAGGAGCAGGCCAAGGUGCAAGCGUAUUUGCAGAAGCAGAUGGAGCAUGAAGAUACCUGGCAGGCAGACGUGCUUGCUGAGAAGAUGAGCGCGGUUAAGGUGGAGGACGCUCCGGAGGAUUCGACUAAAGAAUCGACUAAUGGGACCAACUACCACUUUGCUGACGACGUGGUGACAGCUUCGAUAAGGUCAUCGACAUCGUCGGUGGGGUUGAAGCAGAGCUUUAAUGCUACUCAGGAAGACAACCGUCGUGGGGAAGUUGCUGAAGCUGUGGAGCUGAAGGACGCGGUCUUCGGAGAGGUGGUGCACGACGCCUUGCCGUCGUCGGAUUCGUCAUCGUCAGAUAGAGGCGGCAAGCGGCGCAGCAACCAGCGGAAGGAGAAGGAACGUCGCAAGAAACACUCAAGAAAGCAGACUCGGAGCGUGAAAGAGGACAAAUCGAGUCGUACUCAAGCUCCUCUCUUUCCAUCAGCCUACGAGGAGGAGACUCGCUACAGAAAAUAUUCGUCGGCGUCGAUAGCUGAGUCGUCCAGUUCUUCAGAGGAAUCGACGUCGUCUGAAGAAGAGCGUCGUCGGCGACGUCGCCGCCGCAAGGAGAAGAAGGCCAAGAGGAAGGAGCGCCGUCGCAGACGCAAGGCCAAGCGCAAAGCUCGUCGGGAGUCGGACGGAUACGAGUCUUCUUCUUCGUCGUCGUCGUCUUCAUCGUCGUCUUCGCCAUCGUCAUCCUCAUCAUCCUCGGACGAGCGUCGCAAGCGCAAAGCGAGAAAGCACAAGAAAUCGAAGGAGACGGCUCGAUCUCAGCGCGAAGGCAAGGCUAGCUCGAUGCCGCGGGCGCGCGCCCCGCCUCACUCCCACUCGUAUGGACCUGACCACUCAAGCUACUCGAAGGAAUCGAAGAGCAAGUACAACGAUCCCGCUACACCGUUCGCGCGACCUGCGCAAUCGCCGUUUGCAGCUUCUUCACCCCCAGGCUACAUCGAGGCACUGCCUCCGCAGCCUCAACAGAAACGAUCGAUGGGGGAGAUGGCCAGCACUGCUGCAGAUGUGGCUUCAAUUUUAUCGAGCGUGGCUUCCGUGGCGACAAGCGUUCAGCAAUUGGCAGGCGGUGGGGACGCCGGUGGAGGUGCAGGUGGCUUGAACAUUCCGUUCGCGGUGCCCGACAUGAGCCAAUUUCUCGGAGGCCAGGAUUUGUCGGGGCUAGCGGGCCAAGACUUCUCGGGCUUAGUUGGGUCUGAUUCGACGGCGCAGUACUUCUAG
This is a messenger RNA of Phytophthora sojae, 2040 nucleotides long. RefSeq lists its product as hypothetical. The transcript has a single exon. Bases 1 to 2040 code for a protein of 679 amino acids. NCBI's taxonomy places the organism in Eukaryota, Oomycota, Peronosporomycetes, Peronosporales, Peronosporaceae. The record is from RefSeq and is a predicted model, not a curated record.